CUUGUAACUCCAGCAGGCGAAUGAAAUACUUUCAUUUAUUGUUUUGAUGUAUUUUUCCAUCUCUUUCGUUAGUGUAGUAAUAGGAAAGAGAAUAGCCUAUUUGCUUUUAUCUUAUGACAUCUUAAUAAGAAAGAAAAAUAUACGCUAUAGUUGGUAAUGAAAUGAAAAAAAAAAAAAAAUUAAGUGAUAAGAGUAAUAGUGAAUUUCAAGGAGUAAGUUUAUCAUUCCGUUUGACAAAUGCAAACAAACAUAGGCUUGUAGGACUAAGCAGGUGCGGUGACUGCGGUCCGCGGGUUGCUCAGCUGGGAAGAUUUCGUUCGAAGGAAAGCACGAAGGUAGCAAUGGUGCAUAAAAAGUCCACAUAUCGACUUAACUACAGAAAUUAUGCCCCUCAUGUGCGCAAGACUGUGUGGCAGGAAAACAAUGACAUAAGACUGAGAAGACGAGAAGAGGAGAGAUCACACCAUUCAAUAGAAGAAAGUGACUCUGACUGUGUGUGUGAUGAAUCUGAAGAGCAAGAAGUGGAGGCCCUAGCACCAAGAGGACUGGGAGUAGUCAGGGUUUCUGGGUCAAGAGACAAAUUCACAGAUUCUCAGGAACUAAAUCAUCAUCCUGCAAUACAACCAAAUCGACCCACAGAUCCUCCUCCAAAUGUGCCACGUCUCCGCUUCUCUCCUGAACAUUCUCCAAGGAUUUCUGAUCAGCAGAGGACACCAGACAGCACAGAUGAAGGGAUAGGCAGGGAGGAAAGAAGCACUACAGGACAGAAAGGGAAUGGCAGAGGCAAUGAAGGAGAUGACCUCCAUGAGGCACAUGUAACAGAUCAUAAUGUUGCUACGGAGUCAAGAAAUAGAACCAGGUCAUCCAGCAUGCAACUUGGAGUUAUGAGACCUGGAGGUCAAGCUAGAGAGUAUGACCUUAUACCUGCUGAAAGAGAAGAACAGGAUGGAGCAUCAAGGAAAGAAAUUUUGCCAGGGACUAGAAUAUCUAAGAGUUGGCGAUUUCCUCUCACCUCGCAGCUUUCUAGGACAACUCGCAGAAACUACCACAACCGGAAUAGAAUCACUUACUUGCCCUGUGGAACUAGCUCAUCUGUCCGGCAUAUUGGAGAUAAGACAUCUUUUAACAUCCAUCUCAAUAGAGAUCAGGUACGGCAAACAGCACUUCAAGCCUCUUCGUAUAGGAACAGGGAAAUAGAAAAUCUGAUUAAGAAACAGAGAAAAUUAAGUAUAAAUGAUUGGAGAGAGAAGAAGGAACCUUUUCAGCCAGUGAACCACUCCAGUCUCUGGGCAGAUGGACGGCACCAAAUCUUCUCCUCCAGGAAGCAUCCAAGGGAAGAUCACAGAAGGCCAACUAGUGGUGUGGAGAAUUUUUCAAACUACUGCAAACACUGUGGUGGAAGAAAGUAAGAUAUAUAAUUUUAAGGGGAAGGAACACAUUCACUAGAAACAAUGUUGGACUCUCUUACAAACAAUGUACGAUUGUAGUGAAAUAUACAGUGGAGACUCAAUACUCUAACUUAAUUUGUUCCAAGUGGCUGUUCGAGUAUUAAAAAGUUCGACUAUUGAUACUUAUAAAUUGGGUAAUUUAUUCCAGCCAAGUUUUAAAACAGUAGCGGUUUAAUUUUGCAGUCACCGCUAGCACUAAAGCACAGAAACAGGGUUAGCCUGUCUUUCAUGGACUUGUGUCCUGGCAAACACUUCUCAUCCUUUGUUAUAUAGAUCCUGUUUGGUAGUUUUUAUUUUCCAAAACAGGCUAGUUUCAUCACAAUUAAAGAUUUGUUGUGGGUUUAAGGGCUCCUUAUCGACAAAUUUCUUAUAUUCAGGCACAAAUUUCUCAGCGGCAACUGUUAGCACUUGCAGCCUCGCCUUACCUCACAACAGUAUGAAUUCAAGUUCUUUUCUUGAAAUUCCCAAACCAUCCCUUACUCACUUUAAAAUAAUCAUUGAAGUCAGAUGUAGUAUCGGAAAUAAGAUCACGAUGCAGCAGCCUAGCCUUCACACAAAUUAUGCCCUCUGACAAAGAAUCACCAGCUAUCUGCCUUUGGUUUAUCCAAUCCACAAUUUUUCCAUUUCUUCCACUGCCGC
Molecule: messenger RNA, 2087 nt
Organism: Portunus trituberculatus (swimming crab)
Lineage: Eukaryota; Metazoa; Arthropoda; Malacostraca; Decapoda; Portunidae
Exons: 6
Coding region: 162-1409 (415 amino acids)
Source: RefSeq, a predicted model, not a curated record